Scatophagus argus is the source of this 1520-nucleotide messenger RNA. RefSeq names its product KATNB1-like protein 1. The record is from RefSeq and is a predicted model, not a curated record. Gene Ontology annotation, molecular function: microtubule binding. Gene Ontology annotation, cellular component: nucleolus. Bases 161 to 1084 code for a protein of 307 amino acids. The transcript has 10 exons. Lineage: Eukaryota; Metazoa; Chordata; Actinopteri; Scatophagidae.
CGCUAGAGGGCGCAGAAAUGACAUUAUGAAUAGGACGCAUUAUUCUCUCAUACUGGGCGGUAUUAUCAGCUGAAACUGGAUGCUAGCUUGUUGGCAGUUGCAUAAAAGAAUCGAAGGGAAGCUUUAACUCUGUUAUAGCUGCUUAGGAAAACGAGAUCUCAUGGACUCCAGCAGUGACGAUGGGGAGUACCAAAGUCCUAAACAUGCAUCAAAACAGGAUGUAUCCCAGUACAGAGUGACCUAUCCUCAUGGCAGAAACACAAAGGAUGUGAGCUGGGUGGUGGACUAUGAUAAAAAUGAGGAGUUCACAAAAAGAAGGUAUCCGGUGAGUCGGUCUGGCAACAAUCCAGGCAGAGUGAAACGGGUGGUGUCAUGUAAAAGGAAGACCCAUCACAUGACGGUGGCUCGGAGGAAGCAGCUCGGGAGCGGGAGGACUUGCGAUGCUGCAAACAAGGAGAAUGAGAUGAUGUACAGGCAGGAUAUGCAACAGGAGAUAUUCGACAUGGACCCUUUGGAGUUUCCACUAAAUGCCAAUAAUAACCACAGGACCGGCAGAGCUGCUUCUGAGAGAGCUGAUUACUGUAUUCUCACUGAGCUAACAAGGGAUCAUAGCACAAUGACUGAUGUGCUCUUUGCAAGAAAUCUAAGACUGAAAGUGUCUUUAACAUUGUGGCAGAGAAAUGUUGGAGAGCUGCUCACAUACUUUCUGAGAACCCAAGAUAUUGGUGUGUUUGUUGAUUUUCUCCCUCUGCUAAGCAAAAGAAUUGAUGAGGAUUCCCCCAGGAUCACCAUUGGCUGUUGUGUUGACAUCUUUCCUUUAGUUAAGAAAGUCCUCAGCAAUCCAUAUGAAGAGUAUCUUCUUGUUGGUUUAAAGUGGAUAAAUUCAGUUUUGAAAAACUGGGGUGAGGAACUAAGAGCCAGUGGCUUUUGUGGAUCAACUAAAUUUCCAUUGGAUGAAAAUUUCCAGGUCUUUAAUCAGCGUUUAUUGGAGUUAUGGCAUCAAGAACCUUUACUGAAAUCUGUUCCAGGAACUGCUGGGGACAUGGCAAAGGUCAUCGAUUCCUUCCUGUCUCAACUGACUUGACAACAAUGAAGAACCCAAUAACAAAUUGCUCUCUGGCAGCAGCUACACAAAAUUCGAAGACUCCAGUAUCAUUAAAGUGAAGCUGCUGCAGAGAAGUGCCUUUUAGCUUAUACUACAGCCUGUCCUAAGGUGUGUCUGUAGACCAUAACAACUUGAACAGAAAUACUGAGGGGAUACUGAGUGCAAUAUGCGAUUGUCUUUUCAUUGGCCAAGAUAAUUAUGACGAGAAGAAGAUUUUUUAUCAUUGUGCACUUUAAAUUAUAUCACAGGAACUUUCAUGAACGCAAGAAUGAAUGUAAGAAUUUACUCUUUAGUGAUAUGUUGUGUGUGUGUCUACGCUGGAGCUGAAUUAAAUUUGCAUUUUUCGUUUUAAGGUUGUGUUAGGUGGUAUUAAAAUGAACAUUUUCUGCAUUCAAAAUAAAGGGUGCAGUCCCUG